AUGCCCAACAGAUUCUAUCCAGUAUUUGAAAGGUGGAAUCAGAAUAAGCUAUCUAAACAUUGUGUUUUACAUUGGAGAAGUAGAAGUUAUUGCACAUCCUCAAGUAAAGUGGUUCGAAAUGUAGAAUCCCGGUGGCUUAGGCUGUUACUUAAGAUGGCUGACAACUCUCCACCAAGCAUUGAGGAUGUUCCAUCCCAGAUGAGGAUGACACAAAUACGUGAAAUGCUGAGUAAAGCAGCAAGAAUGAGGAGAACUGACUCUGCAGGUGAUCUUAUGCCAAAUGCUGUUGCCAAAGAAAUCAAGCACUUUUACAGUGGAUUGUCAACAAAGGCUGAGAAACUGGCAUUUUUCUUGGUUCUGGAACGAGAUCUUGGUGUAGACCACAACGAGGUUCUAAAAGUGGCUAACAGCUUGGCAAACUCUCAGGAAAAUGGACUUCCAGCCAUUUUAAAAGCAGAGGAAAAGCUGCGGCAAGCUCUUGAACCAGCUCAUAUCCAAUUAUUGUCCCAGAUCAGUAAGCUUCCAGGAGGUGUGAAGGACAUUGUUGACAUGAGAAAUGACUUGUUGGAAGGGCUGAGUGAAGAGAAGGAUCCAGUUGCCAGACAGGAACUCCAGGCUCUCAGUUCAUCCAUCAAGAAUCUCUUGGCUCAGUGGUUUGCUGUUGGAUUGUUGGAUCUCAGACAAGUCACCUGGGAAUCAGCUGGUAGUAUUCUAGAAAAGGUAUUGCGUUAUGAGGCAGUGCAUUCAAUGUCUGGCUGGGACGACCUGAAGCGGCGACUUGCACCUGACCGGAGGUGUUAUAUUUACACACAUCGCUCCAUGCCUGGUGAACCUGUGGUAGUGUUACACACUGCACUGGAGUAUGAAAUUGCUGACAAUAUACAGGUUAUAUUGAGUGAACCAGAGGUGGAUAGAGACGCAUGUCAAUAUGAACUAGAGAAAAGAACCGCAGCAGUGUUUUAUUCUAUCACUUCGACUCAAAAAGGACUAAGUGGCGUAGAUCUUGGCAAUUUUCUGAUCAAGCACGUCGUGGAAGAGUUACGGCACGAGUUUCCAAACAUCACGCAAUACUCAACACUGUCUCCUAUCCCUGGCUUCAGAAAGUGGCUUAAGCUGCAGUUAUUGCCCGCCCUGGAACAAGAGGGUAACAAACGUUACUAUAGCAAUGCUAGUUUAAUGGGAGGAGGAAAGAACGAUUUUGGGAGGAGGGGAAAUGUCCUAACAAGGAAGAAAAAAGUAGGAAGAAAUUAUUUGUUUUUUAAUUUUUUUGGAUUUAGAGUGAAUGAAAAUGGCUCAGCAAUGCACGACCAGGUGUCACUAAAAAAUGCACUUUUUGUUUAUCGUCAGGAGCUCAUAGAAACCAGCGAUUGGCGGCUUGACUCAAGUAUAGCCGACUGCUUAAAGAAACCGUUAAUACGCCUCUGUACCGUUUAUUUGUACAAAGAGAAAAGACGAGGUUUUGUCAUGGAUCCAGUUGGUAAUUUUCACAUUAGGAAUGGUGCGUGGAUGUGGAGGUUAAACUGGUUGGCGGAUGUGAGCGCGCGCGGAAUGGAAAAUUCUUUUGGACUUAUGAUGAACUAUAAAUAUGUCCUAGAGGACGUGGAUAAGAACAAUCAACAGUAUUUACUGAACGGUACUGUUGCUGCAUCGCCACAAUUUCUGGAGCCAUUGCGGUCGUGACAUGAUCAACUUGAACUUUGCGUGACGAAGAAGUCCCGCGACUUGACAUUCUUAAAACUGUCAGGGCAUACAUAGAUGUGGUAUUUGAUGGUACACAUGGAAACGCUUUUCUGCAGAAGUCACUGUGACCAAGUACAAAACUGAGAAGGAAACAAACUAGCCAAGUUUCUGUCACUUGAACGUUUAAGGGAAAUAGAUGGAAAGAGUCCAGAAACCCUUACGUUGGAAGUCCUUUCACCAGAAAUGCGCAUUACUAAUAAUUAAAUUACCUUAAAAAUA
Messenger RNA from Stylophora pistillata, 1959 nucleotides. Its product is annotated as malonyl-CoA decarboxylase, mitochondrial. The record is from RefSeq and is a predicted model, not a curated record. Gene Ontology annotation, molecular function: malonyl-CoA decarboxylase activity. Gene Ontology annotation, cellular component: peroxisomal matrix; mitochondrial matrix. Gene Ontology annotation, biological process: fatty acid biosynthetic process; malonyl-CoA catabolic process; acetyl-CoA biosynthetic process. NCBI's taxonomy places the organism in Eukaryota, Metazoa, Cnidaria, Anthozoa, Scleractinia, Pocilloporidae.